AUGUACUGCAGCGAUCCGUCAGCUUGCUACUGGACAACGACGGAUUCGUUCAACGAAUACCUGCACGUCGGAGAAUCCACUGGGAAACUUUGUUUGAUGAACUUCUGCAAAGGCGUUCGGGCAGCCUUCACCGAUGAAUUUCUGAAGAAGCCAUCCACCGCAGAUUGUCAGUUUCUACUCCAACUUCACGAACAAGUGCACGGAUUCCCCGGGAUGCUCGGGAGUGUCGAUUGCAUGCAUUGGCAAUGGAAGAAUUGUCAUGUGGCGUGGAGGGGGUCAUACACGAGCGGCCACAAAGGCACCCACCCCACCUUUAUACUCGAGGUCGUCGCCGACUACCGGCUAUGGAUUUGGCAUGCAUAUUUCAGGGUCCCCGGCUCGAACACCGACGUCAACGUGCUCAAUAAUUCCAACCUCUUCAGCGAAGUUCUGAAUGGUAAAGCGUCGGCCAUCAACUUCAUCGCUAACAAUCGCCAGUAUAAAAUGGGGCAAUUCUCCUCCUCGAAAAUUCAACACCAGCACUUGCAGGUUGAGGAAAGCGUGAAGCGCGAUUUCGAUGCGUUUUUCUCUAGCAAAAGGCGAGUUCCCAAUGAAUCCGAUCCCCUUCACAAUCGCUGA
Salvia hispanica is the source of this 618-nucleotide messenger RNA. NCBI's taxonomy places the organism in Eukaryota, Viridiplantae, Streptophyta, Magnoliopsida, Lamiales, Lamiaceae. The record is from RefSeq and is a predicted model, not a curated record.